AUGCACAAAUCCUUUUAUGAAUGUUUCAGAUCAAUUAGCGAUAACUCUUUGACACAACAUACAGAAGAGAUCAAUGAAGCAAAUGCGUACUUGCUGCAGCUAAAAGAAGAAGAUCCGCAGACUUAUGUAUUCAAUUUAAUCGAGAUCAUUGAGACAGAGGAGAUUCAAGUCAAAUCGAGACUUAAUGCAAUCAAGAUGUUAUCAGUACCUCUUAAACGUGUUUCUGGAAAAAUAAGAAGAAUUCCAGAAGGUUUAGAUCCACAAACUUUUGCAACUCCUGUUUUUACAACACUCAUUAAGUAUUUAUCAAGUACAAUACCAGAAAUGGAUGCAGCUGCUGCCGAUUCUUUUAUCAUAUUCCUUAAUGUUGUUCCGAUUGAUUUUGCAAACGCAGUUAUCGGUGAAUUACUUUCUAGAAUCACUCCACAGUCACCUACAAAGUUUGUUACACGAGUUCUUCAGGUUAUGAGUGAAGCAAACGUUACAGGUUUUCCUUUAGAAAUACGAAUUCAAAUGAUCGAGAAUUUGAUCCAAAUUUUCUCAUCACUUGAAACUAACGAUGAUUCUAUUCAUUAUUUACUACUUACUGUCGAAAGAUUGAUCCAUUAUACAGAUUUACACGAAGCAUCUCAAGAAUUCUUAGUUGCGAUUAUUAAUUUAGUCUGGAACAACGCUAUGGACUUUCCUUCUGAAUCAUCAAAGCUAUUUACUUCAAUUUGCUUCUCUUUACCUGAAAUUUUUCAUCUUUUUCCAGAAUGUUACGAAAAAUACAUGUUUGUGAUGACUUCGAGCAUAACAAUGUGGCCAUUUUUAAAUUUAAAUCUUUCGUUUAUGCUUUCUGAUAUUUCAAAUACGAUUCUUCAAGAAAAUUGGCAAGCAAUUCUUGAAUUCUGCAUUGCAAUAUUAGUUUCAGAUAAUUCGACAGAUCCACUUGAUACAGAUGAGAUAUUUACAGAAAGUAACAAGAUUUUGGCCGCAAUUUCAAUGACAGAAAUGAUUAUUGAAAAUCAAUUCGAUAAUUGCUAUCCGUUGUGCAUGGAAUACAUCUCUAACAAUAUAAAAUCAGAGGAACCGCAAGCAAGAUUCGUUUGCGCCGUUUUUUCUCUGAAAAUUUCUGAAAAAUUAUUAGAUGAAAGCCGUGCAUCAGAAAUUACAGAUGAAAUCAUCGAAACAAGGAACCAAAUACUCUUUGAGCUAUUAGAUGAUGAUUCUCCAAGAGUUUUACAGCAAGCUUUGCUAGAAGCAACAUUUUUGAUCGAAUCCGAGCAAUUAGAACCAAGCAAUGCACUCUUCCAAUUCGCUCUUACAGUUCUACAGUCCGAAAAACCUGCUUUGAGUGAUUGUUCCCAACAAUUAUUAUCGGCCAUCGCAAAUUCGGGCCAAGAGGGUGCUGUUGAGCUUGUAUCCCAGCAGAUGCUUCAGAUUAUUACAGAAUCUCAGCAAGUUGAGCUUGUUUCGGAGUCAUUCCGAGUAUUGACUUCAAUUGCAGCGACACUCGACCAACAGUCCGCUCUUAAUCUCAUUGAGGGCAUCCUCGAAUACGCCAACGCCAUUCUGAACUCAAAUAUCCCCACAAUUUCCCCAUGUAUCGGUUAUUUGAGCCAAUUGAUAAAAUCGGCCCAGCAGAGCUGCGAUGUAUACAGCGACCAAAUAAACGCUCUGGCCAUGGCUCUGAUUGAAAAUGGCUGCGACGAUGACGGUUAUUUGUUAUUAGCCUCAAUGGUUGAUGUUUUCGGGCAAUCGGUCAUGCCAAUAAUACAAGACUGCUUAGAUAUUGUCAUAAACUGCAUUGCAACGGCCAACAACAAUGCAAAUUUGAUCGCAAUUUUAAGAAUUGUCGAAUCAGUCUGCGGAUACAUACAAGAUGAGAAGAAUCUGAGCAUCAUUGUCGAAAGCUGCGUAGAACAUCUCACUACAGAACUGUUUAAUACCCAAGCAAAACUAAAAAUCAUCCCAGUUCUUGCAAAAAUCUCAAAUCAGAAUCCAGGAGUUAUAGCAGACCAUACACAAGAGAUCCUACGCUCAAUCAAGCUUGUUUUACCUUAUAUUGUUAAUAAUUAUGAUUCAUCCAUGAAUUUCACUUUUGUUUUAGCGAAUGCGAUGCCUGAUAACUGCGAAGAUAUCGAUCUACUCAAUAUCUUGCUACAGCAACUAAGAUCUGUAUCCAGAAAAGCAACAAAAUUUGCAACUGAUAAAAAGACACUCGCAAUGACCAUUCUCAACUUGCUACAACAAAAAGUGCCCCAUAAAUUGUCAAUUGCUCAGUUCACAAUGUCCUCUGUUUUGUAUGCAAACCUUGAAAAAAUUGUUGGUCCAGAAAACGUCGAAGCUCUUCAUCAGAUACUUCCAAAGUAUCAACCUGAAGAACCAACAGAGUAA
Molecule: messenger RNA, 2379 nt
Organism: Trichomonas vaginalis G3
Lineage: Eukaryota; Parabasalia; Trichomonadida; Trichomonadidae
Product: armadillo (ARM) repeat-containing protein family
Exons: 1
Coding region: 1-2379 (792 amino acids)
Source: RefSeq, a predicted model, not a curated record